Molecule: messenger RNA, 1198 nt
Organism: Ilyonectria robusta
Lineage: Eukaryota; Fungi; Ascomycota; Sordariomycetes; Hypocreales; Nectriaceae
Product: Decaprenyl diphosphate synthase-like protein
Exons: 3
Coding region: 131-1114 (327 amino acids)
Cellular component (GO): dehydrodolichyl diphosphate synthase complex; endoplasmic reticulum membrane
Molecular function (GO): ditrans,polycis-polyprenyl diphosphate synthase [(2E,6E)-farnesyl diphosphate specific] activity
Source: RefSeq, a predicted model, not a curated record
UGCUCAAUCCCACUCCUGAACCAGGUUAUUCACGCGCAAAUCGGACAUUUAUUCGCGUUGUUUCGUCUUCACAUCACCUUCCAACCGCUAGUUCCGCCAGUCAGCCUCUCGGGCUGCAACCGCCGUCAAGAUGCCCCUGAUGACGGUCCGCGAUCGCCAGGCCUAUCGAGCCGACGAUGGCAAGAAUCACACUCUCCUGAACGAGAAAGAGAGGCAACGGAUGCUCCAGGCAUACCUCCCCACCCCGAACGAAACCCCCCCAAUCCCGUCGUCCAACGCGCGAGCGCAACGAAGGUCGCCAUUAGGCGUCCGACGGUUCCUCAAGAACCAGAUGCACGUUCUAAUAUUCGCCGUGUUGCAUGGUAUCUUCUCACUUUACAUCAGAGUGCGACAGAUGUGGAAUAUCCUCUGUUACCAGGUCUCGUCAGUCUUCUACUACCACCACGGCACCCCGCAGUACAUAAAGAGGGACGUCAUGGCCCUGAAGAAGAAGCCCAAGCAUCUCAGCGUUAUUCUGAAGGCCAAGGAGAACCAUAGGGCCAAGGCCGAUGUCGAACGGUUGAUAGACGAAGUUGCUGAGAUUGCAACAUGGUGUGCCUGCGCAGAGAUCCCCAUGCUCUCUGUGUAUGAAAAAACUGGUAUCCUGAAGAAGAACAUGUCGCGGGUCUAUGACGCCGCGAACCAGAAGCUCACCUUCUACUUUGGUGGACAGCACCCCGGACUGUCCGUUACUUCGCCGCACAAGGAAGACCUACCAGCAUCCAACGGCGAAAACCCCCAGGGCCAUUUAAGAUUGCACUUGAUUUCUUCUCAAGAUGGCCGGGACUCCAUGGUGGAUCUGACCAGGACUCUGGCUGAGAUGUCGCAAAAGGGGAAGCUCUCUCCUCGAGACAUCUCGACCGAGCUGAUUGACGCUGAGCUGUCAGAGGGUAUCAUGACCGAGCCCGAGCUCCUGAUCACCUUCGGCCCUUAUCUUGAGUUAUCAGGAUACCCGCCCUGGCAGAUCCGGUUGACGGAGAUUUUCUGCCUUCAAGACAAUGAAAGGGUGGGAUACCAGGUGUUCCUCAAGGCCCUGCAACAUUUCGGGAAAGCUCAGAUGCGCAAGGGAAAAUAGGCAUGUUUCUUUGAUGUAAAUCUUUUUUUUUCUCACCGUGAAAGGUCCAUUUCUCAUCUAUACCCUCAAGGUUUCCAUACCGUC